AUGGAAUCGGGUGGCUCGAAGUCGAGCAACGAGCCAGCGGUGCUCUACUUCGACGAAGAUGGAGACACGCGACUGUCGUUGACCCGGUGCGAUCCCGAGCGCACAUACGUCGUUUCAUCAAAAGCCAUGUCUCUGGUGUGUUCGGCGUGGAAGAGUAUGCUUUCGCGCAACAACGGGUUCAAAGAGGGCACUCUGGUGGAAAGCAAUUGCGCUAUCCCGCUUCCAGACGACGACCCCGAAGCACUCGAGCUCCUGCUAAACAUUGCGCACAUGCGGUUCGAACGCAUUCCCAAGACUUUGACAUUUGAUGACCUCCUCGCUGUCGCUGACUUGACGGAGAAAUAUGGGGCGGUCAAGAUCCUUCGGCCAUGGCUCAAAGAUUGGCUCAAAGACAUCGAGCACCUGGUUAAGGAGCCUGGGUAUGAAGAGUGGCUCUUCAUCGCAUGGGCAUUCGGAGAGGAAGAAAUAUUCACCAGACUGUCGAAUCGUUUGGUCCGGGAGGUUCACCUCGUCAAGGACGGAGAAGAAUAUUAUUUCCACCGGGAAUUAUUGAGAACAUCCUCGAACAUCGGCUUCGUGCAAUCGAUGAAAUGCUUAGGUGUUGCUACUCCCACAUGGGCGAGUUCAUGA
Messenger RNA from Lasiodiplodia theobromae, 630 nucleotides. RefSeq names its product Nuclear pore protein. Lineage: Eukaryota; Fungi; Ascomycota; Dothideomycetes; Botryosphaeriales; Botryosphaeriaceae. The coding region runs from base 1 to 630 and encodes 209 amino acids. The transcript is spliced from 3 exons. The record is from RefSeq and is a predicted model, not a curated record.